Messenger RNA from Neofelis nebulosa (Clouded leopard), 6598 nucleotides. RefSeq names its product solute carrier family 28 member 3 (gene SLC28A3). The coding region runs from base 147 to 2225 and encodes 692 amino acids. The transcript is spliced from 18 exons. NCBI's taxonomy places the organism in Eukaryota, Metazoa, Chordata, Mammalia, Carnivora, Felidae. The record is from RefSeq and is a predicted model, not a curated record. Gene Ontology annotation, molecular function: purine-specific nucleoside:sodium symporter activity; pyrimidine- and adenosine-specific:sodium symporter activity. Gene Ontology annotation, cellular component: membrane. Gene Ontology annotation, biological process: purine nucleoside transmembrane transport; pyrimidine nucleoside transport.
GAUUGUUAAGUUUUCAAAUGUAAGCCGUGCCCAGGUUCCUACAACAGCAGGUGGCAUUCUGACAUCAGCAGAGGCUGAUGUUCCUUCAGGUACGGAGGAAACUCUAGACCAGACACCUGAAAAGAAUUCAGAGCCCAACCAAUGCCAUGAGCAGCGAAGACUUCGUGGAGCUGAAGAGUAGGACGGCCGCCAGAGCGGAGGGCUACAGCAACACUGGCUUCCAGAAUGAAGAUGACUUCGAUGAAAAAAAGAACACAUCAAGAAACAACAACUCACUAAGGUGUAGAGCUGUGCAAAACACCCAGCAGGACGAAGAGCAGGUCACCAUUGAGCAGGAUUCUUUAAGAAACAAAGAAGAUGUGGAGGAUGAUCCAGAGGCACAUCAAAAAGGGUAUCUGGAAAGGAAGUAUGAUACAGUUUGUGAUUUUUAUAAGAAACACAAAACCAUCCUUCAGUACAUCCUCUGGGGCAUCUUAAUAGUAGGUUACCUGGCAAUGGUGAUUGCAGCUUGUGCGCUGAACUUUCAUAGAGCCCUUCCCCUUUUCAUGAUCACCGUGGCUGUCAUCUUCUUUGUUGUCUGGGAUUACUUUAUGGCCAAAUAUGAGCAUCGAAUCAAUGAGUACCUAUCUCCUGGCAGAAGGCUCCUAAACAGCCAUUGGUUCUGGAUGAAGUGGGUGAUUUGGAGCUUACUGAUUCUGGGUGUUAUAUUCUGGCUCAUCUUGGACACCGCCAAACUGGGCCAACAGCAGCUGGUGUCCUUUGGUGGGCUCAUAAUGUACGUUAUCCUGGUAUUUAUAUUUUCCAAGCACCCAACCAAAGUUUACUGGAGGCCUGUCUUUUGGGGAAUUGGGUUACAGUUUCUUCUUGGGCUCUUAAUCCUAAGGACUGAACCUGGAUUUAUGGCUUUCGAAUGGUUGGGUAAACAAGUUCAAACCUUCUUGGAGUAUACUAACGCUGGGGCUGAAUUUGUCUUUGGUGAGACAUAUGCAGACCACUUCUUUGCAUUUAAGGUCCUGCCAAUCGUGGUUUUCUUCAGCACGGUCAUGUCCAUGCUCUACUACCUCGGGUUGAUGCAGUGGAUCAUUAGAAAGGUUGGAUGGGUAAUGCUAGUUACUAUGGGAUCAUCUCCUAUUGAAUCUGUAGUUGCUGCUGGCAAUAUAUUUGUUGGACAGACAGAGUCUCCGCUGCUGGUCCGACCCUACUUACCACACAUCACCAAGUCUGAACUCCAUGCAAUCAUGACUGCUGGGUUCUCUACCAUCGCUGGAAGUGUGUUAGGUGCAUACAUUUCUUUCGGGGUUUCAGCCUCCCACUUGUUAACUGCCUCAGUCAUGUCCGCACCUGCAUCAUUGGCUGUGGCUAAACUCUUUUGGCCUGAGAGGGAAACACCUAAAAUAACCCUCCAGAAUGCCAUGAAAAUGGAAAGUGGUGAUUCAAGGAACCUCCUAGAAGCCGCAACGCAGGGAGCAUCCUCAUCCAUCUCCCUAGUGGCAAACAUAGCUGUGAACUUGAUUGCCUUCCUGGCCCUGUUGUCUUUUUUGAAUGCGGCCCUGUCCUGGUUUGGAAACAUGUUUGACUACCCACAACUGAGUUUUGAGAUAAUAUGCUCCUACAUCUUCAUGCCCUUUUCCUUCAUGAUGGGAGUGGACUGGCAAGACAGCUUUAUGGUUGCCAAGCUCAUAGGCUAUAAGACAUUUUUCAAUGAAUUUGUGGCUUAUGAACACCUUUCAAAAUUGAUCAACUUAAGAAAAGAGGCUGGACCCAAAUUUGUGAAUGGUGUGCAGCAAUAUAUGUCAAUUCGUUCUGAGACAAUUGCCACUUAUGCUCUCUGUGGCUUUGCUAAUUUCGGUUCCCUAGGAAUAGUGAUCGGCGGACUCACAUCCAUGGCUCCUUCCAGAAAGCAUGAUAUCGCCUCAGGGGCAGUGAGAGCUCUGAUCGCUGGGACCGUCGCCUGCUUCAUGACAGCCUGCAUUGCAGGGAUGCUCUCCAGCACCCCAGUAGACAUCAACUGCCAUCUCAUUUUGGAGAAUGCCUUCAAUUCCAGUUUGCCUGCAAACACCACUGAGGUGGUAUCUUGUUGUCAAAGUCUAUUGAACAGCACUAUUGUCAAUGGUCCUGGUGACGUCAUCCCAGGAGGAAACCACACCUUGACUUCUUUAAGGGGCUGCUGCAUAUUGCUGACUCCACCAACACUGAACUGCAGUUGGAUCCCUAAUGCAUUUUGAGUUCAGCUACUUCUCCAACAGAACUCUAGGUACAGUUGCUGAAUUUUCUACUUUGGGGAGGAAAAGAAAAACUGUUCUUCACAGAUGGAAAGUCCCAUCAUGGAAUCAGCUUUCAUUGGAAAGAAGAAAAACAGGAAUGAACACUGCAGAUCUCCAGCAUCAUCCCCCUCUCCGGCCCUCCCUUCCCCAGACCCUUCCCCACUGACAACCACUAUGAUAUCUCAAGAUGUGUCUCCAGUCCCAGAGAUGUUUUCUGACCCUAGACUUUUAUGAUAGUUUGACCAGAAUACAGAUAUAAAUGGUUGCUCAUGACAACGGGACUAUGGCUCAGCCACACCCAGAGUGGCUCACUUCUCAAACAUCUCAGGAGAGGUCACUGCAUUCACCUGGACCUUGAAUCUCACAUGGAGAAUCGUUUAUCACCCAGUCAUUGCCUGCCCUGGGGAGGUCCUACAGAAAUCAAGAGUGCACCAGGAUUACAUUUAGACCAUUCUAAAACCAGGUUUUAAAUCCCAUGUGCUUAGUUAGACCAGUCAGCUUACCCCCAAACUAUGGUGUAAUAACAAAUAAGCCAAAAACCGUGGUGACUUACAAGUUUAUUUUUCCCCUCACACCAUAUGCUUAUGGAGGGUCGAUUUGGGCUGUAUUUCAUGUUGUCUUCACUUCCAGAACACAGGCUAAAGGAGCAGCCACUAUGUGGGGUAUACUGGGACAGGGGGGAAAGGUGGCCCUUAAAUUUUCUGCUAGGGAGAACCCUUCACUUCUACUACCUUCCAUUACCUGAAGUUAAUCAUAUGACAAGCACAAUGUCAAUGGUUAUGGAUGAAUUAUCCUGUCCUCCGGAGGGAUAGUGAGUAUUUUGAAGAAACAACAUGAUAUACUAUGUGGAUGCAUGAUUUCCAUGUCUCCCUUCAAUGUGUCAACAUGUUAUAGAGUGUAACUGAAAGCCUACUCAUGCAUAAAUUUGGUUAUGUUACUGGUGACAACACUGGAAAAUGGCACUACUUUUCAUUCAAAAGGCCACUUAAGGACCAUUUGAGAAGAGGAAUAAUUCCUGGUUAUUGAAACCCUUCCACCAAUACUUCCAUUAACCAGGAAAGAAUCCGCAUCAAAGUCGCUUACUGAGUAUCAAAGAAGAACCUUAAUGGGUUCUGAGAUUUGAUGUGUCAGAAGAAGAAUCCAGAGUCAAUGGCAGGGUGCUCUUUAAUGAAAUGCUCAUUGCCAAUUCUCUUAAUAGCUCAAAGACCACAUUGUGUGAGGAAACACAAAUACCAAUGACUGAGCCAAAAGGUGAUUCACAAGUAAGAAAAAAUGCGGGAAAAGGUUUGGGAAUACCUGAAGUAAUUUAUUUUAUUUAUGCUUUCUUUCUUGUUCAUGCACAAUUUUUUGAAAUAUAUAUGUAAAUAUCUUGGGGUGUGUGUGUGUGUGUGUGUGUGUGUGUGUGUGUGGCGGUGGUGGUAAAGGAUGAAAUUAAAUACCCAAAGGAUUCUUAAAUUUUUUUUAAUGUUUAUUUAUUUUUGACAGAGAAAGAGAGAGAGUGUGAGGGGGGGCAGGGGACAGAGAGAGAAGGAGACACAGAAUCCGAAGCAGGCUCCAGGCUCCAAGACCUGAGAGAAAGUCAGGCACUUAACCUACUGAACCACCCAGGUGCCCUGAAAAGACUCUUUAUCUUAAGUAUAAUAUACUAGGAUAUUUCUAACUAUUGAUCAUUUGUAUCAAAUUAUUCUUGGAACUCAUGUGCCCUUGCAAAAUUUAGACUUUAUUUUAGGAAAACAUAUUUGCAUGACUUUUCCCUCUGCUCUCUGUGUUUUUUGUGUCACCCUUCAUAAAAGCCCGUGAUGUAGUAUGUCAAGGGUGCCAGUUAUUCAUAUGUUGGUUCUCUCUGGUCUACUAUGACUAUUGUUUUUCUAACUCUUUUUUUCCUCAUUUUAAUUCUUUGUAUUUUCCUAUGUUGUUUUAUUCCUGACACUCUCUUCUUAUUCCUUCUCAAAGAGAUUUGUUGUUUCUAGCGUGCCUCUCUGGCCAACUAAUUUGCAAAGUCCGCCUGUUGCCAUUAUCGUUCUUUGGAUGUUGAUGGCUCUUCUCCACACUUUUUUAUUUCAAGGAAAACUUAAUCCUCACUGUCCUGUUUUUUCAAGUCUUCUUUUUUCAAGUGCAGAAUGUAAUAUCCAUUUGUAAUAAAAAGGGACAAACACACACAGACCUUUCUUCAAACACACAUAAGAGUGUUGAGGAGUUGUUGCUUCUACAUAGCUAGAAUGAGUCUACUUACAUAUCACCUUCAACUUCUUUUCACUUGGCAAUAUACUUUGGACAUUCCUACCAAGUUAUUAUAUAUAGUUCUAGCUCUAGCCUUCCCUUCCCACGUGUGUGUGUGUGUGUGUGUGUGUGUGUGUGUGUGUGUGUGUUUGGUGUGUCUGUGAGAGAGAGAGAGAGAGUUAAAUAUCUUAUUUUCUUUCUCCUUCCCUCCUCUUCCCUGUCUCUGGCCUACCACACAUGGGUAACCCUAGUUAGAUAACCUGAUAUAUAGCUUUCUGUACUUUCCUUUCACGUUCGGGUCAUAUUUUAUAAACAUAUCUAUCAUUGAGGAUUUUACCAUACUGGAGCUACUCACAUUUCUCUAUAGUUUACUUUUCUUCUAUAAUAUUUUGUGAAUUCAAGUCCACUGGCAAAACUUUAAUAAUUUUUUUCAAAGGCAUCAUAAUACUCUUUGACAUAUUAUGUAUCUGCAUUAACCACUCCGUUCAGGACAAGGAUCCACUUUGGGGGUUUGAUUUUGUUUGAGGACUACUUUGAAUCGUAUCUGCCCACUUACUUUGCAUAUUAGUGAUUUUAUUCUAUAGCAGUGUUAUCUGACAGAAGUAUAAUGGAAGUCACAUGUGAUAUAAAAUUUUCUAGUGACCACUUUAAAAAUGUACAAAGAAACUGGUAAGAUUAAUUUUAAUAAUGUAUUUGACCCAAUAUAUCCAUGAUAUUAUCAUUUUAAUGAAUUAUUUUAUGUUCUUUUUAUUGAACUAAGCCUUUAAAAUCUAGUAUAUAUUUUAUACCUAGAGCAUACACUAAGACACUAUAUUUUCAUUGGCAAUACUCGGUCUGUAUUUAGAUUCCAUAAAAUUUACAGUUGAAAAGGAAAUGCAUACACCCAAAUUGUUCCAAACACACUCAAAAACUUUCCAAUAACUGAAAUGAGUAUCAGUUGUUAAAGUAAAAUUUUAGUUCCUCAGUUCCACAUAUGAAAUAGUUCCACAAUUCAAUUAUUAGUAGCUACCAUAUUAGACAGUGCAAUUCUAUAAGAUGGUUUUCUAGGUCCACUAAAGUGCCACAUAUAUUUGGUGUUAGUAUAUGUUGCCAGAUUGCUUCUUGGAGAAAUAUGUUGUCUUGACUUUUACCUGCUUUGUGAUAUAAUCUUUCCAAUGUGUUUUAUUCAUCUACCUCUGUGUGUAGGUGUGAUAUUUCUUGUCAAAUGCUACAUGUUCACAUAAAUCUCAUGCGGAUUUCUUUUUUAAUACUUUCCAUCCUUGAACUGAGGAGGGCAUAUUAUUCCUGAGUCAUAUGAGAAAGAAUAAUAAGGGUAUGGACCAGACGAACGAGUUGGUGACCACUUUGGACUUGUUGCAUCCAGAAACCUUAUCAAUCCCCUGUCCAUGUUGAAUGGCUCGGGACUGGUUGAAAGUUUCCCUCCUCCCAGUGAAACCACUUCAUGGAAUUUUUGGUACAUGGUGAUGUCUCCACUCUUCUUUGGCAAACAUAAAAGUUAGAGGGCUGUUUGUUCCUCCUGGUUUGUCCUACACUAACCUACCCAUAGUCCUCUAAGAUGGCAAAGUUGGGACAUCUGUAUGCUUCCUAUAUGUUCAUUCAAUUGUUGUCUGAGGUCACUCAAUGCUGACAGCAUGUUGCUGUGAAUCUAUGCACCCCGAGCUUCUUUCAAGACAAGGCUGUGACAUCUAUUUUGAAGAAUUCUACACUCUGUCUAGUCUGCCCAUGAAAUUUGAAGUCCCCAGACUUCUCUCUGUGUCUAUCUUGACACCAAUACAGCUUUCACUAAUCUGAAAGCCCUUUUUUUCAAAUGUUUUUAUUUAGAUUUGAGGAGAGAGAGACAGAGAGAGAGAGAGAGAGAGAGAGAGAGAGCAAGUGGGGGAGGGGCAGAGAGAGAGGGAGACAGAAUCCAAAGCAGGCUCCAGGCCCUGAGCUGUCAGCACAAAGCCCUAUGUGGGGCUUGAACUCAUGAGCGGUGAGAUCAUGACCUAAGCCAAAGCUGGACACUUAACCAACUGAGCCAUCCAGGCGCCCCUGAAAGCCCUUUUUUAAACACAGUAUUGUGGGUCCAGCUAUGAGUAUUUCCUACUUUUAAUGAAAAUGAAAGUUUGCUUUUC